Messenger RNA from Dinoponera quadriceps, 1003 nucleotides. RefSeq lists its product as uncharacterized. NCBI's taxonomy places the organism in Eukaryota, Metazoa, Arthropoda, Insecta, Hymenoptera, Formicidae. Bases 260 to 577 code for a protein of 105 amino acids. The transcript is spliced from 3 exons. The record is from RefSeq and is a predicted model, not a curated record.
AUGCGUGUAAAACGACGGCCCUUUAAGGUUCUCUUUAUUUUUGGAAAUAGGAAAAAGUCACACGGAGCCAUGUCUGGCGAAUAUGGAGGCUGGGGUAUCGUUACAGUAUUGUUUUUGGCCAAAAAUUCACGAACAAGCAAUGAAGUGUGAGCAGGUGCAUUAUCGUGAUGCAAAAGCCAUGAAUUGUUUUUCCACAAAUCCGGGCGUUUUUUCGGAUUGCUUAACGCAAACGGCGUUGAACUUGUAGGUAGCACUCCUUAUGGACCGUUUGACCUCGUGGCAAGAAUUCAUGAUGCACUAUGCCAUUAAAAUCGAAGAACAAAGUAUGCAGACCGCUCCCAAUUUCUGGCUAAAUAUAUUUAUCCUCGUCAUUAUUCUGUGUAUUUGCAAGGGAAUUCUAUAUUAUUUACUCAGACAACGAGUCCAACGAAACAAAACUUUCCGGAUACUUCAUCUAGCCAAAACACUAUGUACGCGUUACACAUGUGGUUUUGCACAAAAUGUUUUUAGAACAAGAAGAAAUGUUUCUGGAAAUGAAGAGGAGCACACAACCGUUGGCCUGCACGUUUUUUCCUGAUUUAAAUCUUCUAGACUUUCUUGUGGGGAAUACUGAAAAAUAUUGUUCAUAACGAUAUACCGAUUACGAAUGCAUUUUGAGUGCAUGUGCGAAUAUAAAUUCCGAAAUGAUAGAAGGAACACGAGUAUCAUUUAUUCAAAAAUGCAUUGAAAUCAGAGGACAUCAUUUUAAACACUUCGUUAAAUAAAUUCUUGCGCUGAAAAGGAUAAAAGUUUGACUUUUUUGUUUCCAACAAACAUACGUAAUUUAUAAUUUUCAAGAUAAUUUAGCCUUUUAGGUACAGCUGAAUUCUGCGUGUGGCUAUUUCCCUGGACGGCAGAGUCUGACGUGAACGAUGUAUAAACAAUACAACACUGCAAAGUGUGACGGGCAAUGCCGUUCUGUGCACGAGUACAUUCAAAUGAAGUAUUUGAUGAUUAAAUCAUA